CACAAAAUGUUGUAUAACUCUAUGAAACAUAGUCACAUAGUCUUAAAUUUUCCCGGAAGCCAGCUAUUUCUUGUCAUUUAUGGGGCGACCAUAACCAAAUACUUUUCAUUUAGAAUACAUUUGCAAGAAGUAAUGUCUAACAAAUAAUUAUCCUUAAGAUGAAUACUUAAAGUAAACUGAAAUGUUGCCUCUGGCUAAAUUUUUGCUUCACAGGGUUGGGCAUCUAACACGCCAACGUUUCCAGCAAUCAUGCAUUUCACACCCAGACAACACCCAAACGCAUACGACUUACAGCUUAUAAGUAGUAUUUUUGAAGUAGAUCUAUACAUGAGCAUUUUAAAUGCAGUCUAAUAUACAGGUUAUAAGUGGGGUAAUACUUCAUCCAGCGAGGGUACCACAAGGUGAACAAAUUUCGAAAUUACGAAUUUUGAAACAUCCUGGAUCAUCGGAUAUACUUCUGAAAUUUUAGGUAGUGCAAUAUUGAUUUAUUGGUCUCACCUCAGUGUCAUUUAUUUUUGCUUAAUUCAAACAUGAAAUGAUGCCUGACAGUGAGCUUUUGUGCCUGAAUACGUCCCCUAUAAAAUUUUCAAUUUCAAAACAAAUUGCCGAUUAACUAUAAUUGAUAAUUCGCAGCUUUGCGUCGGCUGUGGGAAGUCGCUCUUUGUUAUGGAGUUAGACAAGAAGUAGCGCUGUCACGCGGUUUUGGACUCUCACAUCCUGUGCGGGACGUAUAUGUUUCAGACAAUACCCUACUUUGCCUGUUUAAAUGCUUUAAUUGCGGUUUGGAUAUGCGACGUCUGGUUUUAACACGAGUAUCAACGAAAUUAGGAAGAUAAAAUCGCAUCAACGUAUAAUCAGUAGAAUGUAAUCGUAUCAUAUACACUUGUAGUUUCACAAACGCUGUUGCCCAGAUACGAGAGAGCCAAUAAUAUUUAGACAACUCGGCUAUGCACCCAUAUACGGCUGCAAGCCUUGCAGCGCUGCAGACGCUCCGAGACCAAUCACCGCAGCAGCCAUAAAAGGACUCUGGCAACCUACUUUUGCAAAACCGUUGUGUACAAUUGUGGUCCAUCUAACAAGAAAAGUAACCUCUCUGUAUUGAAAUGCUGUGGAGCUCGCUUUACAAUUACAGCGUUUUUAGUCCUUCGGUUACGUGAACAAUAGCCUGCCUUCCCGUGUCCACGUUUUUCGUGUUCUUAUGUCACGUGGCUGUACAAACCUGUUGUCCUGUCACGCUGCUUUAAGUACACACAUUUGAGUCAGUCUUCUCAAAGUGUUGAUGACCACUUCUACCCUGGUAUGUUGCGUGUCCUGAAAUGUUUCCAGUUUUCUGAUCCGUCUGGCCUGCCGACCUAUCAUUUACUUCGACGUCGUAUAAUAACAUUUCACGUCGCAUACUCGUCUAAUCUGGCACCGUAUUUAUAUAAUUGGGUUCUCAAACAUUUAGAGAUAAAUACCAAAUAGCUGUAUUUGACUUUAGAUUACUUUAGCAGUUAUGCAGUGUCGUGCUGAGGUGAAAUAAAACAAAUUUCAUGUUCUCCCUUCUAAUCUGUAAUUAUGUAACUGCGUGUUAUCGUAAGGGCCCUGUCAGGCCGUGAGAGGUGUGUCUGUAUGUAUGCAGAGAGAGCUCCGUCUUACAGUUACUGUACACGGUUCACCCCUCUGAUUCUGUCCUAAUUUAUAUUUUGAAUUUUGUCGUCCACAUAUAGAUACAUGACAGUACAGUUAUAUAAGUGGAUAAAUAACAAAAUAACAACAACGAAAACAAAAGUAACAAUAAAUAACAAUUUAGCAAAGUAAAACACACUGGACUCUGGGACAGCAUUUUUUUCGGGUGUUUUAAAUUUAUAUUCUAACAUUACGAAGCCGUGAAGUUUGCAGUUAUGAUGACGUACCGCCCAAGUCGAUUGUGUAAUUGUGUAAAUGUGUGCAGUUUCAUUUUUUCAUUCUUCCUUUUGAAAUGAUGUCGAAGAAGCUUAAUUUGUAAAUGGAAAGCAUAAGCUGCUGAUGCAAAAAUAUCACGCGCCUAAAACUAAACACCGCAUUUAACAUUUUAAAUGGAAAGUUAUUUUUUGCGCAGUAUUUUCGGAAAAUAAACGAAAAAUUAUUUAUUUAAAAUUCGAUUAUUAACACGUGAUUUAAAUGUAAUGGGCGCAUUUAUUUGACUGAUUACGCCAAUGUCCCUUCAUUUUAUUUAACACUGUAUACAUUUAAGAAUAAGGCAGUUAAUAAAAGAAAAGAGACCCUUAGUUGCCGUUUUAAAUAUAUUUAUAGACGUAUAAAUAAAAUUGAACUUAGUAUGGGUAUCUUUCCUUAUAAAUAUAGUACGGUUUUAAAGGUCAGUACAGACAGAUUGUGAAAACGCAUACAAGUGACUAAUAUAGCCAAUUCAUAUAACUUAAGACAAAGUCAAUUCAAUUUAGGCAGAAUUCAUUUAGACCGCAAAUUUCUAAUUUAUUUCCAUUUAUCAGGCUGAAAUGUCAACAAUCAAACAAAACGGCAAAGUUAGCGUCUCUUCGGUUUGGAAGUGGUGGAACACACAAUUUUAACCCUUUAAAUAUAGGUCUAUAAUAAUUUGAUAUUAUUGUGCGGUCUACAUGUUAUGUGACAUUCUGUUUCAGUUUCAACAUUCUGAGCCAGCCACAUAUUUAGAUUAGAUGUAUUAUUUAAACUGUAAACACAUUAUUUAUAAUUACUCAGAAAGGCGGGUUUUAUCUGUCCUCUUAUAAAGUAAAUAUCUGUCAAUAUUUAAGAAUUGUUCUCAGUGUUACCGGUAUUUCUAAUAGACUAUACUUUGUGCAUUCUGUAAAAUAUUAUGACGCAAAGCAUUUUUGCUUGUAAUAAAUGACGUUGCGACCGCAGACAGCUAAACCGCAUUGUGUUGUUGAUUUGCUAAUCCAAUAAAUUGCGACUAAUUAUAUUUCGCCUGAAUUAUGUAACCGUAUUAAUCGCAUUGAAAGGAAAAAUGUGUUUUGAAAAGUUUGUUCUGUUAAUAUGUUUCUAGGCAAUAAUAAUGCGAACUUUGUUUUCUGCUCUGAUCUACUCCCGUAAAAACUCAAAUACUGGCUGCCUUCCAGCAUCACGUAAGUGAGAAACACCGCUAUCUUCUGUCCUCCAAACUUAAUGACAAACUAGAUGCGCGUAGGAGAAACAGCUCAGGGUUACGCAAGAAAAUGUGUAUCUAGAUGUUUGUUCUGUCCAAAAGUCCCCGUUAUUUUGGUUCAAGAAGCUUACAUAGCAAUUUGGUUCUUGUAUAUUUACCAAACUCUAUUCUUUGUUUUAUUAACCUGUGUCUAGUUAAGCAGGCCUAGGUAUUUGGUACUUUUGAAUUGCUUCUUGAUUCAAGUUUUACUCAGUCUAUAGCUAAGUACCAAUCAAGCUACAAAUAAUGCACGUAAUAAAAAAAACAGAUUAUUUAAAAUUCCUGUAAUAUAAGGAAAAUUUCACCCUAAUUGCAGACUGUGAACAAUUCACACGUAUUAAUAUUUUUUCAUCUCUGUUGCAUGCAUGUUUGUUCGAUCAAGGCGUCACUUCCCUUUGAUUGAAAGCGCUCGCACUUUAACUCCUCCUCCUCACCGUGCAGCUUCGGUCACGUAGCAAGAUCCCAGCCAAUCAGCUUUGCUAAAACCGUUCCACCGACAGUAGUUCCAUAGCAACGCUGCAAAAAAGUGAUGACGUUUGGGCUGAAAAUUGAGUAUUAUGGUCUGCCUGGACUUAGCUGUGAAUGUGGAGAGAAAAAAUAUAAGCGAGAUUGAAGUAAACAUGGAGCUGUCGGCUGUGGGAGAGAGAGUUUUUGCUGCCGAAUCCAUCAUAAAACGCAGAAUUAGGAGGGGGCGAAUGGAGUACCUGGUGAAAUGGAAAGGUUGGUCUCAAAAGUAUAGCACCUGGGAACCUGAGGAAAACAUCCUGGAUGACCGUCUUUUAGCAGCUUUCAAGGAGAGGGAGCGAGAGAGGGAACUGUUCGGGCCAAAGAAAAGAGGACCUAAACCGGAGACAUUUCUGCUGAAGGCUCAGGCUAAAGCUCAAGCCAAAACCUAUGAAUUCAGGAGCGAUAUGGCACGAGGCAUCCGGGUUUCAUUCCCGGUCCCAGAACCCGUCAUUACCCCGCGAGCUCGCGAGGGUUUACGGACCGUCGUGCCGACAAUAUUCCCUCCUAGCACCGUCAACCGAGGGGAGAGUGUCCGGGUCAGACCUCCGGAACCGGACAGGGGGCAUCGCACCUCUGGAUCGCCAAGGCCGGUUGCGGAGGGAUUUGUUGCUGCCCCAAAGAAAAGGGGACGAAAACCCAAGUUACGGUUCGUGGAGGGUCCCGACAGCAGCGCGUCAGCGGUGCCUGCCAAGAGGAGUAGGAUGGAGGACCAGAUGGCGUAUAACCCGGCCAAAGUAGGAAAGCACGGUAUUCCCGAAGGGCAGAAGUCAGAGCUGCAUGGUCUCCAGUUAAAUCGGAGACUCCAAAGGGAUUCUGGUUAUCCUCUAACGCAAGCACCGGCGGUGCCAAGCAGCAGCAUGUUUAAAUACUGCUCCGAGGUCAGUUCCCAUAAAGGGGGUUUCCACUUGCCGGCCUGCAGGACUAAGGAGUGCGCAGGUGCUAUUUCCACACAGCAGCCAAGACUGAAGCACCUGUCGAAAAAUAAUUUAUAUGAACCCAACAGCCCUUCACAACGGGAGCUGCCGAACCGCGGCACCAAAUCUCCGGUAUCCAGGGUUUUCGAGGCGGCUGUGGAGGAAUGCUGGAGCCCCUGUCCCACCAAGGUGGAGAAGGUGGUGGUGACGGAUGUCACUGCCAACUUUUUGACUGUGACCAUUAAGGAAAGCAGCACAGACAAAGGUUUCUUUAAAGAUAAAAGAUGACUGAUGUAAUCUAUUUUGAUUAUUGGUUUUUUUUUUUGUUUUUGUUUUUUUUAAAGAGAGAUAAACUUCCACAGAGUAAUUAUUUCGAAGUAACGUGUCAUUUGGAAUUAAUUUUGCAUAAGUGUACAGAAGCAGCGCGAGUUAUGUGAACUUAAAUAUGUAAAUGUAGGACAUGUAUUUAAUUAAAUGACCAAAUUAAAUGUCCAUACCUAGGCGAAAUGUACUGCGAAUACCGGUUUUUCGUUAUAGGGUUGCAUGUACCUUACUCUUUUAGCGAUGUGCGAAACUGUAAGUGUGCGCAAAGAACGUUUUAUCCACUGUAGCAAUAUAAGUUGUUUAAAUAUAUAUUUUGGCUUGCAAUUAGUAGGUUAUACUGAACUCCAACCUCUCGGCAUCAUUUACAUAUUUGCUUACAAGGCGCUUCUCAUAACUCACACUUAUUGGACAUUUAAGCACCAAAGGGCCUUUGCAAUGAUUUCAUUUUGAGAGAAAUAAAAUCGCCUUGUUUCCGAUAAGUAUUCAUCUGUUCGAAAAUGCCUGUCAAAAUCGUCCGCGCUGCAUUUCGCAGCGAAUUUUCGGAAAGAGAUUUUUCUUGUUCGAACCGUUGCGGAAGUAAUAAUAAUCCACACUAGGAUGGGUGGAAGCAGUUGCCAAAAAUGUGGUACUAACAGCUGACAAGACUAUGACAGUAUUCGUGCUACAGUCAUUAGUAAUCUUAGUAUGUUGCCAGGUACCUGAAAACUGGCUGCCUUGAUCCUUAAACGUAAAGGUCGCCGUAUCUGACCCCAAUGUACAAAGUAGUUACUAAAGAUGGAUGUAUUGAUGUAAUCGUAGUGAGAUCGUGAGAGAAACUGACGACUUACGUCUAUAGCUCGCCCUCCUGCUGUCUUAAUACUAACUUCUGACAGAUUAUUCGACGAACUGAUAGCACACUGGUGUCUUAUCGUGUUAUGUCGCGAAAUAGCUGUUAAUAUUUAGUAUUUUUAUUGAGUCUGGGUCGGUCGUAAAUUUAUAUAGCCGUUUGGACCGAUGGUGACCGAUAAAUUAGAUUGUGAACUUUGAAAAUUUUGACUUGAUUUGAUUGCUAUUCUUUUAAAAUUAACAUUGCUAUAAAGGACAUGUAAGUUGACCACAGUUUUUGGUAUUUUUCCUCCAUCCAAGUAUGUCAUACUGACAGAUUCCUGGGCUUGUUUACAUAUAACCAAUUAAAUUUUACGGCCUUUGGUAUUGAUGGUUUUUCUAUUGAACAUAUUAAUAGAUUUCUUACUCCGUUUUGGUUAUGAUUUUUGUCCGUAAGCCCUAUUUCUAACACACGUAUCAUGGCGUUGGAUGGUUGUUUUUCCUGCUCGACUCACUGCACUUAAAAUAUUAAUAAUUUAACAAUUACGGUGUAUAAUGGUAUUUCGGUUUUCCUGAUAUUAAAAUAAAGUUGACGAAACAGA
Paramormyrops kingsleyae is the source of this 6293-nucleotide messenger RNA. RefSeq names its product chromobox protein homolog 8-like. Gene Ontology annotation, cellular component: PRC1 complex; chromatin. The record is from RefSeq and is a predicted model, not a curated record. Lineage: Eukaryota; Metazoa; Chordata; Actinopteri; Osteoglossiformes; Mormyridae. Gene Ontology annotation, biological process: negative regulation of transcription by RNA polymerase II. Gene Ontology annotation, molecular function: chromatin binding.